AUGGCCAACACGCGCCCGACCCUAACACCUGCCGCCUUCGCGUACAGCCGCGCGCGGCUCCUCGCGUCCAUAAUCGCCGCCGUCCUCGCCUCGUUCUCCGCCGCCUCCGAGUCGUCCAGGCUAAAGUUGACGCCCGAGAUGUUGUUGCUCCCCGCCCGCACGAGCGCGUCCAGCACGUCGCCCAGGAUGUCCAGGUCCCUCACCUUGACGUUCACCUCGUUCACCACGCGGUACCCCACCAGCUCGUUCGUGUUGUUUGGCCGGCUCUCGAACUGCGGGUUGACCCGGAAAAACCCCGUCUGGAUGUCCUUCUCCGCGAUCCCGGCGUCCUUGAGCACCUGCAGCACGCGCGCAAACCUGCGGUUGUUCUCCGAUAACGCCUCCUUUGCCGUCUUCGCCAUCGUCGUCACCCCGGUCGAUAUCGUCGCCAGAUCCGGCGGCGCGCUCGCACUGCCCUCCCCGCGUACGUUGAUGGUGCGCGGCGUGCGCUGCGCGAGCGCCGUGGGGAACGUUGCUAGCAUGAGCGCGGCGAGGACGAGAAGAGUCGGGAUUGUCAUGAUGGCAAGUGGGAUACUGUAG
Molecule: messenger RNA, 579 nt
Organism: Chondrus crispus (carragheen)
Lineage: Eukaryota; Rhodophyta; Florideophyceae; Gigartinales; Gigartinaceae
Exons: 1
Coding region: 1-579 (192 amino acids)
Source: RefSeq, a predicted model, not a curated record